Rhagoletis zephyria (snowberry fruit fly) is the source of this 1845-nucleotide messenger RNA. Its product is annotated as stearoyl-CoA desaturase 5-like. The record is from RefSeq and is a predicted model, not a curated record. Gene Ontology annotation, cellular component: endoplasmic reticulum membrane. NCBI's taxonomy places the organism in Eukaryota, Metazoa, Arthropoda, Insecta, Diptera, Tephritidae. Gene Ontology annotation, molecular function: stearoyl-CoA 9-desaturase activity; iron ion binding. Gene Ontology annotation, biological process: unsaturated fatty acid biosynthetic process.
UAAACUGUUUGUCUACUGGCUUCAUACAGUCAACAACGAACGCACUCUGAUCGGCGGCAAACGACGACGACGACGACCACCAGUGCGAAUGAGUACUUAUUUUCUAAAUUCAUAGAUUCUUUUAAGUUUUGAUAAGUGACGUAGUACGUGUUCGAUACGCGACGACGUUUUAUUAUCCUUGCGCGUUGAAAAAGUUUGCAGCAAAGCGGAUAAAAGGUGCGGUGUGUCAACGAAAAAUAAAUGUAAAAUUAAGUAAAUUGUUACAAACAAAAAACUAUUUAUUUAAAACAUAUAGAUAAAAAAAUACUCUCAAGAACAUUGUGAAAGAGGAAAGCGCGUACGUACCUUUUGUGAAAUUCAUAGUUGUGAAUUUUGCAAAACAAAAGGAUUACGAGAUUUAAGAUAAUAAGUUAAGAUGGCUCCAAAUCUGAUAGGCAGCACUUUCCUUAUCGCCGAAACGGCAAUCACCAAUAAUAAUAAUGACGCUAACAACAACAAGCAGGCUACAUUAGCUAAGAGCACCUGCAAAACAGCAACAAGCAACAAUGAUCGCGUACCGAAUCAGGGCGAGUCAGCGGCGGCCAUCAGUCGUCAAAACUCUGCCAAGCCAGUGGCGCAAACUCAGAACAAAGCAGAUACGGCUACGCAGAAACCUUAUAAAAUGGAAAUCGUUUGGUUCAAUGUAUUCUUAUUUGUGUUAUUGCAUUCGAGCGCUCUCUAUGGCGUAUGGUUAAUUUGGGCUGAGAACGCUUAUCUGGAAUUUGUAAUUGGCUAUUUUUAUGCCAUACUUGGCGGCUUGGGCAUCACUGCCGGUGUACAUCGUCUAUGGUCGCAUCGCGCUUACAAAGCCAAACUGCCAUUACGUAUAUUCCUUAUGCUUUGCCAAUCGCUCGCGUUCCAGAACAGCAUCUACGAAUGGUGUCGCGAUCAUCGUGUGCAUCAUAAAUUCACCGAUACCAAUGCGGAUCCGCACAAUUCGGGUCGUGGUUUCUUCUUUGCUCAUAUGGGUUGGUUGAUGUGCAAGAAGCAUUCCGAUGUAAGAGAACGUGGCAAAUGCAUUGAUAUGAGCGAUAUUUUGGCCGAUCCUGUAGUUCAGUUCCAGCGGAAAUACUACUUUGUUGUAAUGCCCAUUUGCUGUUUCGUCCUUCCGGCACUAUUCCCCUACUUUGUGUUGGGCUCAUCUCUCCAAGUUUGCUUCUUCGUUUGCUCAAUGCUUCGUUAUGCACUCUCGCUGCACGGCACUUGGCUGGUGAACAGCGCUGCUCACUUCUACGGCAUGAGACCAUACGAAAAGAACAUCAGUUCGGUUGAUAGCAAAUUUGUGUCGAUCAUUGCUUUUGGCGAGGGCUGGCAUAACUAUCAUCAUGUCUUCCCAUGGGACUACAAAGCGGGAGAAUUGGGAGCAUACAAGCACAAUUGGACCACAGCUUUCUUGGAUCUCAUGGCACGUAUUGGUCAAGCUUACGAUUUGAAAUCGGUGUCACAGGAAUUGAUUCUGAAACGUUUACAGCGCACCGGUGAUGGCUCACAUUACUCUCUGCAUGACUUAAAUAACAACAAUGUGAACAUCAACCAGCUGGUGUCGAAACUCGAUCAUGAGAAAGAGGAUACCAUGAUUUGGGGUUGGGAUGAUACGGAUAUUUCCAGCGAAGAUCGUAAGGGCGCGCUUUACGAGAAUAAGGAAGAAUAGAAGCAUUUCAGUUUACAGUGCUCGUACACAGAUUCAUUUUUUUGCUUUAGAAUAGGACAGUAUUUAAUUAGUAAAAUUAUACUUGGUGCCUGUUUGAAGCUUCCUAUUCUCAUGCUACCGUUAUCACACUGAACAAAUUUCAUUAAAAAAAAAAA